AUUCAGUCGUUUCUUUAUUCAUAUCAACUAUUCUUAUUUUCGUGUGCAGCGCCACCAUUGGAAAGGAGCCGGCACACAGCAACACGAAAUUAGUGUCCAUCGGUGCUGCCAAGUCAACGACACAGACAAACCAAACUAUUGGGAUUUUGUAGACGUCAUUCAAAAAAAGCAGGCUUUGUGCUAUAGACUCCUAAAGGAACGCAAGAUCUAACUAAGACGCUCAAAAAAAAAAGAGGACAAGGGCGAAAGGCUGCAAACGCACUGUUUUGAAAGUUAUUUACAAAAUAUUGCUUGGACAAGAUAAAAUUUGCGGCUGCAUAAGAUAAUCGCCCUGAUCGAAAAAAGACGUAUCACCGUUAACUGGAGCCCUGACUGCCCGCAGUAUCUCGCAUACCCGCUAGAGAUACCAGUGUCUCCCAGGAAGGAAAAUAGCUGAGGAGUGCCGCGGACCGAAGCCGGGAUCCUCGAAGAGCUAGUGGAAACAACUUAAUUGUCACUGCAACCGCGGCCACACCACCCGUAUCUUUUUGUGCAAUCCACGACACGCCAUAAUGAUAGCGACGGCCACUAUAAACGGGUCGUUCGGACCCCGGCGUCCGCACAGCCAGUCGCCUUUGAGGUAUUCGAGACCCAUCAGACGACGACGUGCAACCGUCUGCGCGCAGCGCAUUCAGCAGGGCGAGACCGGGUACAUCGUCCACGGCAGGAAGCCACACCGAAAGCGCAGGUCAUCCGUCGACACAACCGCCAUGGGGGCCGUCAAGUACAACUUGAACCAGUGGGUUGAGGACAACAAGGCCUACUUCCUGCCGCCAAUUUGCAACAAGAUGAUGCACUGCGACGGUCAGCUCAAGGUGUUCUGCGUGGGUGGACCCAACAUGAGGCCCGACUACCACCUGGAAGAAGGCGAGGAGUUUAUGUACAUGCUCCGUGGAGACAUGCUCCUCAAGGUGGUUGAACACGGCAAGGAGAAGGACGUGCUGAUACGUGAGGGCGAGGUGUUCCUGCUGCCCGCUAGGAUCCCGCACUCGCCGCAGCGCAGAGCCAACACAGUUGGGCUGGUCAUCGAGCGGGAACGAACACAACAAGAAAAGGAUUGCAUGAGGUUUUAUAUUGACGACACCUGCCAAGAAAUUUUGUACGAACGCUGGCUACAGUGUGACGAUCUGACACAAAAGCUGGCCAACCUGCUCAACGAGUUCAUGGCCUCGGAAGAGAACCGCACCAGAAAGCCUGGGCCAAAGUCGUUUUUGGUGAAGCCAGCCUACGAGCCAGACAGCAGCCUGAAGCUGGAGGCACCUUUCAGCCUCGAAAAGUGGCUUGACAAACACAGGGUCGAGCUGGACCAAGAGGGCGGCAAGCGAGAUCUGUUCGGCAAGGGCCACCAGACGACCAUGGUGGUGCUCGGCAAUGGCACCCACAAAACGCAGUGCCCAGGCACUGAGACCUUUCUCUGGCAAGUCAAGGGAUCGGCCAGUGUCAGCGUUGCUGGCAGAGCAUUCACCCUGGCCGAGAAUGACACUCUGCUUGUGCCCACGCCCGGCAACUAUACACUUGUGAACCAGCCUGGCGGACGCACAAUUGCUACCAGCAUGCCACCAAAGAGCACCUUAUAACACGCAACGAUCAUUCCAUAACUGUCAUUACCCUGCAACGGUCACUAGCCAUGCCAUCUACCCAGCGUGCUGAAGUUGUGUGGCUGCAGUCAUUCCACAAAUUGACGAUGCGAAUGAGGUGAAUGACACUGCGUCAUGCCUAUACUGCAUUUCAGAUGCUGCUAUACUAGGACAUCCAAUCUUGUUAGCAAACCCCUCAUCAAUAUUCAAUGACUGAUUCACAUCCAUAUCUCUUAUCAUCUUUGCAUCUUAGUUUUAUAACAUGACGACUACAAAGCUUUAGGCAGAUGUAUUACUUUAACCUGCAGGCAUUGUCACGAAAUUGCGUUAUGUGAAUAUAAUGUACCGUGGAAAUGUACGUUAUGUGAAGCAUGUCAAAUCGGAAUGGCUAUCACAUAGUAUUCAGAGUUCUGCAUGCAAAGCUUUAUAUCAUGGGUGAACAUGCUUCACAGGAAACUAAGUGUCCCUGUAAAAAUGUAAUCUAGAGUAGCACCAGAGUAGACAGUACAAACUACUUUUUGUGAAACCAUGCUAGGCUUUCUUUUUAUGUAGAAAUCUCUCUUUUUCAAUGACUUUGACAAAGCAAAUACAGAAGAUCUAAAGGCUGUGAAAGAAAGUAUAUCAGCCCAUUGAUGAUUAACCAUGGCAACAAUAUAUUUCCUUUUCUAAAGUUAGUUUAGAACGAAUUUCCAAGCACCACAUCUUUUCAACAGCAUUUUUUUCAUCAGGUACAUUAUUUGUAUGUGAUGGUCUGAUUUAUUAGAGAAAAGACAUCAAUGUUUUUGAAGUGCACUUAAGAGGCAUUUCGAAAGUAGAUGGCACGCUUUCAAUCUUAGCCUAUUUACAGGUUCUUCAUAUCAAAGUAACACAUUUUAACUACUACUGCUUGUAGGAUGCUGUAGGAACGUUUUUAAAUGCAGUUACCAGCUGUACACAAGUUUUAUCCAUACAUGAUAUUGCAUACUUGUUGCAAUAACGAUUGUAUAGGACUAUUUCUGUUCAAAUAUGUGUUUUGCAUAGUGAUGUUUCAACGUAACGAUGUGUCCGAGGUAUCUUAGUUGACAAAUAAAUGUUUUGCAUACCUGAAAA
Molecule: messenger RNA, 2705 nt
Organism: Rhipicephalus microplus (southern cattle tick)
Lineage: Eukaryota; Metazoa; Arthropoda; Arachnida; Ixodida; Ixodidae
Product: 3-hydroxyanthranilate 3,4-dioxygenase
Biological process (GO): 'de novo' NAD+ biosynthetic process from L-tryptophan; quinolinate metabolic process
Cellular component (GO): cytoplasm
Molecular function (GO): iron ion binding; 3-hydroxyanthranilate 3,4-dioxygenase activity
Source: RefSeq, a predicted model, not a curated record